Darwinula stevensoni is the source of this 1503-nucleotide messenger RNA. NCBI's taxonomy places the organism in Eukaryota, Metazoa, Arthropoda, Ostracoda, Podocopida, Darwinulidae. The record is from the annotation of a GenBank genome assembly.
UAUAGUUUUUAUUCUCAGGCAUCAAGUAGUUGCCAGCUGGUCAUCCUCUUCCCCUCUUUUCCAUUCCUUGUUUCUUCUCCCCCUUGUUCAUCAGUGUUUACACAGAAAUUAGAUUCUUUUUGAUCAAUGAAAUUCAUUUGAGUAGGGAAAAACAUACCCAUAGAAGAAGAUGAUGACAAGUAAAAGAGCAAAUGGUCUGGAAAAUGAAGAGAUCACUCGAUACAGCCGUCAACUCAUCCUUCCCGAAAUUGGUGUCCAAGGACAAUUGACUUUGAAGAAGACUUCAGUUCUCAUAGUUGGAGCUGGAGGACUUGGCUGCCCUUGUGCCAUAUAUUUGGCUGCUGCAGGAUUGGGUAAGCUUGGACUUGUGGACUAUGACGAUGUUGAGUUGAACAACUUGCAUCGUCAGAUUUUGCACACAGAAGAGAGGGUCAAUGUUUCAAAGGCUGAUUCUGCUGCCCAGUCCAUUUCCCAGCUGAAUUCCCUUGUAACUAUUGAGACUCAUCGCACUCAAUUGAAUAAGGACAAUGCAAAGGAUAUCAUUGAAAAAUAUGAAGUUAUCGUUGAUGCAACUGAUAAUGUUGCUACAAGGUACUUGCUGAAUGAUGCAUGUGUGCUGUUGAAGAAACCUCUGGUAUCAGGCAGUGCAUUAAGGUUUGAGGGUCAAUUGACAGUCUAUUCCCAUGAGGGUGGACCUUGCUAUCGCUGUCUCUUCCCAUCUCCUCCUCCUCCUGACACUGUUACAAACUGUUCUGAUGGAGGUGUCCUAGGAGUUGUGCCUGGUGUGAUUGGAACUUUGCAAGCACUGGAAGUGAUGAAGAUUGCUCUGAAAAUAGGAGAACCUCUGGUUGGACGGCUGUUAUUGUUUGAUGCCCUUCCCUGUUCCUUCAGAACAAUUAAACUUCGACCUAGGAAGGAUGACUGUCUUGUUUGUGGCAAAGCCCCCAAAAUCACACAGUUGAUCGACUAUGAAGAGUUCUGUGGAGCACCUGCAUGUGACAAGGAUGCUGGAGUGCAUUUGCUGGAGCCACAUCAGAGACUAUCAGUCCAAGCUCUCCAGGAAAUCUUACAGAGAAAGGAAAGGCAAAGGCAUUUGCUGAUCGAUGUGAGGUCAGAGAUUGAAAUGGAUAUAUGUGCCUUGCCUGAGUCAUUGAAUGUGCCCAUGUCCAAGUUGGAGAAUGCAGAGAGCAUAUCGAUGAUCUGUGCUGAGAUUGCUCAUCGUCAGAUCAAUCCUCAGCAGGAUCUACUACCGGUGUAUGUGGUGUGUAGGAAGGGCAAUGACUCGCAGAAAGCAGUCAAGCUUCUGGAGGGGCUGCUGAAGGAUAAAAAUAUUGAUCUCAAAGAUAUCAAAGGUGGAUUGCAUGCUUGGACAAGAGAAGUCGACUCUUCAUUCCCCAUUUAUUGACAACUCACAUGCAGUGACAAUAAAACUGAAUAAUUGAGCUUGAUUGAGGAUUGCUUGAGCUGAGUGAAUUUUCUAAAAUCAUUUACUAGGAAGUUAGA